GUCAAGGGUGGCUGCGGCUGCGUAAAGAUCACGUGAUUCAUGAACACAAACAGCACGCUGACAGCGGACAUGAAUGGGCUUCUAUGAUAAGUGGCAGGAUGUUUCGCGGUUUCGCCGUUAAGGCCCUCGGCUUUGUUGGUUACACAAUCCAGUACGGCUGCAUCGCUCACUGUGCAUUCGAGUAUAUCGGAGAAUUUGUGUCUUGUUCAGGACCUUCCAUGGAGCCCACCAUCACUAACCACGAUGUCGUGUUCUCAGAGAGAAUAAGUCGUCACCUCUAUCGAAUACAAAAAGGAGAUAUCAUCAUAGCCAAAAGCCCCUACGAUCCAAAGAUGAACAUUUGUAAGCGAGUUAUCGGACUGGAGGGGGACAAAGUAUGUACCAGCGGACCAUCCGACGUCUUUAAAACACAUACUUACGUACCAAGAGGGCACGUUUGGCUCGAAGGCGAUAACCUUUGGAAUUCCACAGAUUCCCGAAGCUAUGGCCCCAUUCCCUACGCCUUGAUCCGAGGACGCGUUUGCUUAAAGUUGUGGCCACCACACAAUUUUGGCGUAUUGGCUGAAAGUCCUAAUGACGGACGCAUUUUAUGAAGAAACAGUUUUUGUGUUUUAUAUGUACUGUAAAUGAUAGUUUGCUAUGUUUUUAAAUAAAUUCAUAUUU
Paramisgurnus dabryanus is the source of this 663-nucleotide messenger RNA. It is a transcript of the gene immp1l, whose product is annotated as inner mitochondrial membrane peptidase subunit 1. Lineage: Eukaryota; Metazoa; Chordata; Actinopteri; Cypriniformes; Cobitidae. Gene Ontology annotation, molecular function: serine-type endopeptidase activity. The record is from RefSeq and is a predicted model, not a curated record. Gene Ontology annotation, cellular component: membrane; mitochondrial inner membrane peptidase complex.